This is a messenger RNA of Lodderomyces pseudojiufengensis, 1335 nucleotides long. It is a transcript of the gene LYS9, whose product is annotated as saccharopine dehydrogenase (NADP+, L-glutamate-forming). The transcript has a single exon. Bases 1 to 1335 code for a protein of 444 amino acids. Lineage: Eukaryota; Fungi; Ascomycota; Pichiomycetes; Serinales; Debaryomycetaceae. Gene Ontology annotation, cellular component: cytoplasm. Gene Ontology annotation, molecular function: saccharopine dehydrogenase activity. The record is from RefSeq and is a predicted model, not a curated record.
AUGGUUCAAAAAGUAUUAUUAUUAGGUUCAGGUUUUGUAGCUAAACCAACAGUUGAUAUAUUAUCAUCAGAUCCAAACAUUGAAGUAACAGUAGCAUGUAGAACUUUAACAAAAGCAAAAGAAUUAGCAGGAGAUAAAGCUUCAGCAAUUUCAUUAGAUGUUACAAAUGAAACUAAAUUAGAUGAAGAAAUUGCUAAAUUUGAUUUAGUUAUUAGUUUAAUUCCUUAUAUUUAUCAUGUUAAUGUUGUUAAAUCAGCUAUAAAAAAUAAAAAACAUGUUGUUACAACAUCAUAUAUAAAUCCUCAAUUAAAAGCUUUAGAAAAAGAAAUUCAAGAUGCUGGUAUAACAGUAAUGAAUGAAAUUGGUUUAGAUCCAGGUAUUGAUCAUUUAUAUGCUAUAAAAACUAUAGAAGAAGUUCAUGCUCAAGGUGGAAAAAUUAAAUCAUUUUUAUCAUAUUGUGGAGGAUUACCAGCUCCUGAAAAUUCAGAUAACCCGCUUGGUUAUAAAUUUUCUUGGAGUUCAAGAGGUGUAUUAUUAGCAUUAAGAAAUUCUGCAAAAUAUUGGUUAAAUGGUGAAGUUGUUGAUGUUAAAUCUGAAGAUUUAAUGGCUACUGCAAAACCUUAUUUUAUAUAUCCUGGGUUUGCAUUAGUUUGUUAUCCAAAUAGAGAUUCAACCACGUACAAGCAAUUAUAUAAUAUACCUGAAGCUGAAACUGUUAUUAGAGGUACUUUAAGAUUUCAAGGAUUUCCUGAAUUUAUUAAAGUUUUAGUUGAUAUUGGAUUUUUAAGUGAUGAAGAGACAGAAAUUUUCACAAAAGAUGGACCAUGGAAUGAAGCAACUGCUACAUUAAUUGGUGCAAAAUCAUCAUCACAAGAAGAUAUCAUCUCAAAAAUUAAAGAAUUAACUAAAUUUAAAUCAAAAGAAGAUGAAGAAAGAAUUUUAGAUGGUUUUAAAUGGUUAGGUUUAUUUUCAACCACACCAAUAAAACCAAAGGGUAACCCAUUAGAUACAUUAUGUGCAACAUUAGAAGAUCUUAUGCAAUAUGAAAAAGGAGAAAGAGAUUUAGUUAUAUUACAACAUAAAUUUGGUAUUGAAAAUAAAGAUGGUACAACUGAAACAAGAACUUCAACAUUAGUUGAUUAUGGUAACCCCCAAGGUUAUUCAUCAAUGGCUAAAUUAGUUGGUGUACCAUGUGCUGUUGCAACAAAACAAAUUUUAAAUGGUACUUUAAAACAAAAAGGUUUAUUAGCUCCAAUGACAUCAGAUAUAAAUGAUUCUAUUAUGAAAGAAUUAAAAGAUGAUUAUGAUAUUUAUUUAGUUGAAAAAACUCUUUAA